Molecule: messenger RNA, 2196 nt
Organism: Penicillium pulvis
Lineage: Eukaryota; Fungi; Ascomycota; Eurotiomycetes; Eurotiales; Aspergillaceae
Gene: nop9
Product: RNA-binding RNA processing protein NOP9
Exons: 1
Coding region: 1-2196 (731 amino acids)
Biological process (GO): ribosomal small subunit export from nucleus; endonucleolytic cleavage to generate mature 5'-end of SSU-rRNA from (SSU-rRNA, 5.8S rRNA, LSU-rRNA); endonucleolytic cleavage in ITS1 to separate SSU-rRNA from 5.8S rRNA and LSU-rRNA from tricistronic rRNA transcript (SSU-rRNA, 5.8S rRNA, LSU-rRNA)
Cellular component (GO): preribosome, small subunit precursor; nucleolus; 90S preribosome
Molecular function (GO): RNA binding
Source: RefSeq, a predicted model, not a curated record
AUGCCUCGUGCCCAGCAAAAGAGAGGCCGUCGGGCUGAGAAGAAGGCCCAGACGGACGGCGAACCCAAGCGCAAAUUCGAUGAAGCCCCCGAAGAACCCGUCGCAAAGCGCAUGAAGUCUUCCGAUGAUGCCGACGCCAACGUUACCUACGAUCAUAACGCAGACUAUGUUCCCCUCGAUAUGGAAAUCCAACCGUUUGAACAACAAGAGGAGGGAGAACAGAGAGGGCCUGACGACAAUGGCGAUAUGCCUUUCUUUGGUUUGCUCGACACCGACGAACAAGAGUACUUCUCGCGCGCUGGCGAGAUGCUCGAAGCGAAUGAAUUUGAGGACGCCGAGCAGAAGCACUUAUUCAUUGAAAGUGUAUACCGCGAGGCGAAUGGCAAGGAAUUGAAGAUUGCCUGUAGUCAGGGUUGCUCGAGACUCAUGGAAAAAUUGAUCUCGAUGUCAGACGUUCGACAGAUUCGCCGAAUCUUCAGCAAGUUCAUUGGUAAUUUCCUUCACCUUGUGCAACAUCGUUUCGCCAGUCAUUGCUGCGAGACCCUUUUCAUCAACGCUGCCCCGGCAGUUAUGCAGAAGACAUCUAAGGCACAGGCGAAGAAGACCGAGGAGGAUGGAGAGGAGGAAUCAGAGCUGUCUCUGGCGGAGAUGUUUAUGAGCGUUAUCAAGGAGUUGGAAGGAAACUGGGGUUAUCUUCUGACGGAGCGAUUUGCGUCGCACACAAUUCGAGUCCUUCUCUUGGUUCUCGCUGGAGAGCCAGUUGAUGUUGAUUCAAACGACUCGAUCGUUGCUAGCCGUGCCAAGGAGAGAUUGAAGCUCUCGACAGCGAACACACAAGUUGAAAACACGGAAGAUAAGGAGAACGCCGCUCCCAAGAAGCGAAGUGUGCCAGAAUCCUUUGAGCCUGCGCUGAAGAAGAUCAUGAAUGAUAUGGUUUCAGGUCUUGAUGAUGUUUACCUGCGCGCUUUGGCCACUCACGCCGUUGGAAACCCAGUCCUCCAGGUCAUGCUGACUCUUGAGCUCUCUCACUUCGGAAAAUCGAGCGCUAAAGAUCCCAAGUCUAUUCUACGGAGGUUGCUCCCCGAUGAGAAUGUUGAGGAGGGCACGGAAAGCGCAAAUUUCAUCCGCGGCUUGCUCUAUGACCCUGUUGGUUCUCGUCUUGUGGAGACCAUGGUGCGCCAUAUGCCGGGUAAAGUGUUCAAGAAUCUUUACAAGAAUAAUCUUCGUGAACGCAUUGGUUCUCUUGCCCGGAACCAAACAGCCGGUUAUGUUGUUUUGAAGACACUGGAGCGACUCGGAAAGGACGACCUGAAAGAUGCCAUGGAUCUCAUCAUUCCUGAAGUCCCGGGCUUGAUCGAAAGAUUCAGGCUUAUUGUUCCUCGGACAUUGGUCGAGCGAUGCGUCAUUCGUAAUGUUGACACAAAGCCGUUCGCCAAGGCACUCAAAGAUGCCUUUGACCAAGACCCCGCCGCUCGUAUUCGCCAGAUGCUCCGACUUGACGUGACCCCGGAAGAAGUUCCUCAAUACAAUGAAGACCAAGAGAUGCAAGAUGCAGGUUAUGAGGGCCACAAUGAGUACAAGAAAAAAGCCACAUCGACCCAUUCUUCAGAGAAGCUGCAUGGCUCUUUGUUUGCACAGACACUACUCUCUGUCCCGGGCCCUCUCAGCGACCUCGUCUACAGUGGCCUGCUUGCCCUAUCAUCUGAGACAAUCAUCCAACUUGCACAAGAAUCCACAUCCUCUCGUGUCUUGCAACAGGCACUGAAAUCUAAAACUUCCACCACCCAAUUCCGACGACAGUUUGUUCCUCGAUUCCAAGGUCACUUGGCCGAACUUGCUCAAAACAACAGCGGUUCUCACGUAGUCGAUUGUCUUUGGGAUGCCACUAAGGAUAUCUUCUUUGUCAAGGAGCGAAUGGCACAGGAACUUGUCGCAAAUGAGAUGCUUCUGCGUGACUCGUUUAUCGGCCGUGCAGUGUGGCGCAACUGGUCCAUGGACUUGUACAAGCGCCGCCGGGGUGAAUGGGUUGGGCGGGCUAAGGGUCUUGACCAACAGCCUUCUUGGACCGAGGGUCAGGGAGAGCGACCGAAGUCUAAAAUUGAGCUGGCGCGCGAGCGAUAUGCUGUGGCCCAGGGCAUUCAAGAUGUCAGAAAGGCUGCCACUGAUGAGCAGGCUGCCGCUGCCGCCGAAAACUGA